Pleuronectes platessa (European plaice) is the source of this 853-nucleotide messenger RNA. Its product is annotated as T-cell surface glycoprotein CD3 zeta chain. The transcript is spliced from 7 exons. Gene Ontology annotation, biological process: cell surface receptor signaling pathway. NCBI's taxonomy places the organism in Eukaryota, Metazoa, Chordata, Actinopteri, Pleuronectiformes, Pleuronectidae. Gene Ontology annotation, molecular function: transmembrane signaling receptor activity. The record is from RefSeq and is a predicted model, not a curated record. Bases 160 to 531 code for a protein of 123 amino acids. Gene Ontology annotation, cellular component: membrane.
UGUGUGUGUGUGUGUGUGUGUGUGUGUGUGUGUCACCUGUCACCACUUCCUGUUCCACUCAGACUCUGAGGUUCAGUCUCUUUGUUGAACAGCAGAAUCGUGUUGAGAGAAAUUAAGUCGUUCGUCUUUCUGCUUCUCGUGUUUCCUCCGACAGACGCCAUGUCGCUGUACGACCCGCAGCUCUGCUACAUCCUGGACGGAUUCCUGGGCCUGUACGGACUCUUCAUCACCGGGAUGUUCAUCAAAGAGAAGUUCUUUAGAUCCAAAGUGAAGUGGGAUGAAGAUCAGGAACCGGACGGUGCCGACGGCGGCUACACUGGACUGGUGAGAGACACCGAGAGAGGACGGAACCGCUGGCUGACCGAGGACUCCACCUACCAGGACUUGAACCGACCAAUAGACGGAGACUAUAAAGAACUUCCUGUGAAACGAGAGCGAAAGAAAAAGAACGAGCAGAUUUAUCAGGGUCUGAGCUCGGCCACCAGAGACACCUACGACGCUCUCCAGAUGCUGCCACUUCCUGCUCGUUAAAUCCGCCCACUCAUCGUGGAUCCUCUCGAUGAUCACAUGAUUUUUUUUCAUGGGUUAACAUGUUGAUGGGACAGUGCCCCCUCCAGGCCUCCACACGUAAAUGCUUUAUUGUUGCAGUUUCUGCUUCUUUAUUAAAACGUUUGCUUUGUUUUUUCCAGUUUGUUUCUUAUCAGUAUUUCGUUAGAUUUUUAUCGAUUUUUCAUAAUUUGAUAUUUUACUGAGUAGUAUUGCUAAGGCGUCUGAAUAACAGACUUUAUUUUGAUGUUUAAACAUUUUCUGAUUCAAAUCUGUUUUAAUUAAAUAAAUGUUUUAUUAAAAUCGU